Seriola dumerili (greater amberjack) is the source of this 1293-nucleotide messenger RNA. It is a transcript of the gene lgals8a, whose product is annotated as galectin 8. Bases 62 to 1006 code for a protein of 314 amino acids. The record is from RefSeq and is a predicted model, not a curated record. NCBI's taxonomy places the organism in Eukaryota, Metazoa, Chordata, Actinopteri, Carangiformes, Carangidae. Gene Ontology annotation, molecular function: carbohydrate binding. The transcript is spliced from 9 exons.
UUUGAUCAGGAAGUAAACAGAAAAACAAACUAGCCGCAGACUCCAGCUGUUCUGCUCCAAAAUGUCGAUUUCAAACCCGAGACAGACGUUUUUAAACCCGGUGAUUCCCUUCGCUGGGACAAUCCUGGGGGGUUUGCUACCGGGGGAGAUGGUUCUCAUUCAGGGCUCAGUGCCAUCUAAUGUUGACAGGUUUCAGGUGGACUUCACAUGUGGCAACAGCGUGAAGCCGAGGGCCGACGUGGCGUUUCACUUCAACCCGAGAUUUAAGAGGUCACCGUGUAUCGUAUGCAACACACUGCAGACAGAGCGCUGGGGCAGAGAGGAGAUCCUGUGCCAGAAUCCCUUCACUGCCGGGGGGGCUUUUGAACUCAUCAUCCUCAUCUUGAAAGACAAGUUCAAGGUGGCUGUGAACGGAGGACACGUGUUAGAGUACAAACACAGAGUGGAUCUGGAGCGAGUCGACACUCUCAACAUUUCUGGAAAGAUCAAAGUUGACGCUGUGGGCGUCCUCCCCCCGAGCUCUACUUCAGUGUCUCCUGCAGCCAGUCUGACCAGCCAGGACUCAGAGAUGAAUCUGGUAAGCGACUCGUCAGGCGACUUGAGUAUUCCUUUCAGAGGUGAUCUGGGUAAAGGACUGAGCGUCGGACGAAGCAUCACCAUCAAAGCAGAAACCACUCACAAAGCACAGAGUUUCGGUGUGAACCUGCGAACGGCGGGCAGCAGCGACAUUGCUCUUCAUCUGAACCCUCGUCUAAAGCAUCGAGCCUUCGUCAGAAACUCCUUCCUGUCAGAGUGCUGGGGCCCUGAGGAAACAAAGCUGGGCUCCUUCCCCUUCAGUACAGGACAAUACUUUGAGAUGAUCAUCCUUUGUGACUCUCAGCAGUUCAGAGUUGCUGUUAAUGGGCUCCACCAGCUGGACUACAAACACAGAGUCAAGGACCUGAGCCGGAUCAACCAGGUGGAGGUGCUGGGAGACGUCACGCUGCUGGACAUCAAGAUCCGCUGAACCUGUUUUCACAAUCUAUGUAAAAUGUAUAUAUUGGUAGGAAGUGCCUGCUGCAAUAAUAACCUCACAUCCUUUAAACCGAGCAGUGUUAGGAGUUAACAAGUCUUAUUGCUAUACAACUUUACAACAACUUAACAUCUUUAUAUUAAAAUCAGAGAAUAUAUUAAUGACUCAACAUAGUUUCAUCCUGAAACAUAUCAAUCGACUGAUCUACAGUAUGUGCUUCUAUAACCGUUCUUCCUGUUAAUUUGUGACCAGAUCAAAUAAACUAACCACAUGAACCUGUU